Molecule: messenger RNA, 3305 nt
Organism: Musca domestica (house fly)
Lineage: Eukaryota; Metazoa; Arthropoda; Insecta; Diptera; Muscidae
Product: Y+L amino acid transporter 2
Exons: 10
Coding region: 357-1853 (498 amino acids)
Biological process (GO): amino acid transmembrane transport
Cellular component (GO): membrane
Molecular function (GO): L-amino acid transmembrane transporter activity
Source: RefSeq, a predicted model, not a curated record
UAAAGAGAAGGUGUGUAAAAAAGUUAUAUUGCGGGUUAAAAGUAAAAUUUCAGUUUCUGUGAAGUAAUUCCAAAAAAGUAAAUAAAAUUUACUAAUAAUCAUAAAUAUACUGAAAAGAGUUUAUGGAAUAUGAUAAAAUAAAAUAAUUUGUUGAAUUCAUUACCAACAAUACAAGCUUAUAUAAUUCAAAAUUGAGUGACCAUCAGCAGCAUCUCUACAAAAUUGAACCAAAAAAUAAACAAUAGCCCGGUACGAACAUAAGCGUGCAAGUACCUACUAAUUAACAUUAAUUGCUGCGUGGUCAGUCGGUGAGUCGUCAGUGAGGUAAACCACGCCACACCACUGUUAUCAUCAUCAUGGAGACUGAAUCAUUAAAUCGGAAAAAUUCAUCGCGGAAAAGUUCCGUUGUAAAUGGAAAUGGUGAAGCUGCACCAAAGGUGGAAGCCGAUGGGGGCGGUGAAGUGACACUGAAGGCCAAAAUGAGCCUUAUCAACGGGUGUACCGUUAUUGUUGGAUCCAUUAUCGGUUCGGGUAUUUUUGUAUCGCCCACAGGUGUCCUCAUGUAUACCGGCAGUGUAAAUUUGGCUCUCAUUGUUUGGGUGGUAUCCGGCAUUUUUUCAAUGGUUGGUGCUUAUUGCUAUGCGGAAUUGGGCACAAUGAUUACAAAGUCCGGCGCUGAUUAUGCCUAUAUCAUGGAAACGUUUGGUCCAUUUAUGGCUUUCAUACGUUUGUGGAUUGAGUGUAUGAUUGUGCGGCCGUGCUCACAGGCAAUUGUGGCGCUCACAUUCAGUGUGUAUGUGCUGAAACCAUUCUUCCCGGAAUGUACACCGCCCGAAGAUGCAGCCCGACUGUUAGCUGUGUGUUGUAUAUGUAUCCUGACAUUUGUCAACUGUUGGGACGUUAAAUGGGCGACUGCUGUGCAGGAUAUUUUCACAUAUGCCAAACUGUUGGCCUUGUUUAUUAUCAUUGCAUCGGGCAUUUACCAACUCUACUUGGGCCAUACGGAAUAUUUUACAUUUGAAAAUACGGAUACACGAGUCACGUCACUGGCGCUUUCGUUUUACUCAGGAUUAUUUGCCUACAAUGGAUGGAACUACCUUAAUUUCAUCAUUGAAGAAUUGAAAGAUCCCGUUAAGAAUUUGCCUCGUGCCAUUGCUAUUUCCUGUGUAUUGGUAACACUAGUUUAUGUCUUGGCCAAUGUUUCGUUCUACACCAUUUUGUCACCCGAUGAAGUUUUGGGAUCUCAAGCUGUUGCCGUAACCUAUGCCGAAAGAGCUUUUGGUGUUAUUGCAUGGACCAUUCCAGUGUUUGUGGCUCUUUCAACAUUCGGUGCUGUAAAUGGUAUUCUCUUGACCUCAUCCCGUUUGUUCUAUGCCGGUGCCAAUGAGGGUCAAAUGCCUGAAAUUUUAACUAUGAUCCAGAUACAGAGAUUUACACCCACCCCUGCUGUCCUGGCCAUGGCUUUGUUGUCGAUGUUAUAUUUGACAGUUUCGGAUAUCUUUGCCCUUAUCAACUAUGUGGGCUUUGCAACAUGGUUAAGUAUUGGUGUUGCCGUUCUGUGCUUGCCUUGGUUACGUUGGGCCCAACCCAAUUUGCCCCGUCCCAUCCGUGUCCCCUUAGUCUUCCCCAUCGUUUAUUUGUUGGCCACAGUUUUUGUCACCGUCGUACCCAUGUAUGCCAGUCCUGUUGAGACCGGCUAUGGCAUUCUCAUGAUCAUGUCCAGUAUACCCGUUUAUUUGGUAUUUAUUGCGUGGAAAAACAAACCAAUGUGGUUCCAAAAGACUAUGGGUGGAUUUACCCAAGCAUUACAGAAAAUGAUGAUGGUUGUUCGACCAAAAAGUUCCUCAAAGUAAGUCUAACAAGGUUUCUGCAGAAAGUUCUCAUGGUCCUUGGAAAGACUAAACCAGCUCAGGUGUAAAACAAAAUAGAAUUUGGCAAAUGAAAUGAUGAACCGGCAACCCCCCUUAGAUACAGUGAGAGACAUAUGGAUGCAAAACAAACAAGCAAAUACAAUAAUAACGAGAAAAGCUGCUUUCAAACCGAAACAAAAACACAAAAUGGCAUUUACAUAUAGUUUUUUAUGUUUAUAAAAAAAAUCUAAGGCUUUUAUUAUGAGUUUUUUAUUUAAUUUUAUAAUUUCUUUUUACAAGAGGAUUUAUUUUUCAUUAAAGAAAAUCAAUAAUAUGUGAUUUUGAUUUAAUAACAAAUCGUAAAAAUCGUGGAAAACGAGAAAUUAUUUUGUGUUACCCCAAUAGAAUGACAUUACUUUUUAUAUAAAGAAAUGCUUUUUUAAUUAUAGUUUUAAAAGUUAAGUUAAACAAAUAGAUUAUGUUUAAAUAAAAUAAGAAGGACAUCUCGAAUGAUAUAUUUUUUGUAAAGAAAUGUUUAGCUAUAUUCCAUGAAAGUAUGAAAGCUGAACUUAACUGCCAUUAGAAGAGAAUACAACUCCUACUUAACAAAAACACAUAACUUUUUAUGAGAAAUAGAACUAGCAAAGGAUUUGUCUGAUAACAACAUAAAUACACACCCAUACCUGUUAAUGGACCACAUAAAUUAAAAUGUGCCCCUAAUCCAUCCCGCUCGAGUAUUAACCAAAACCCAACAUCAUUUGAACAUCACAAAACAUAUCCUCAAAUAACCACAGAUACCUUGAAAUUUGCUACUCCCAGAUAAAUUGUAGAAGAGAGAAUGUUUUUGUUAUGAAUAUAUGUUACAAAAAAAAACAAAAAUACAAAAAAUACAAACAGCAAUAAUUACAUACAUAACAUAAAUGUUUAUUUAUUAAAAUGUUACAAAUAUUUGUUUAAAGUUUAAAAAGAAAGCAAGAGAAAGGCAAAUAAAACACACAAUAUAUUGAGAGGAUGCUACAUUUAUGUGGAGAGGUAUUUGAGGUGAUUCUUCCUUCUAAAACUAACUUUUCUGAAAUUUUAUUCAUUUGAUUUUUUCCGAAGAGGAUUCUGGCUCCAUAUUAUAUUUAAAAUAAAACUGGCGAUUGAAAGCAUUGAAAUUUAUAACUAUUUUAAUCAAAUACAAAAUUUAACUUAACAUUUUAUGAAGAUAAUUAUCGAGAUUUUUAGGGCUAUCAAUGAUUUUAAAACGUAGAGUCUAUUUUCAAAUGUUAAAGCUGAUAUGCAUAUAGAUAAUUUAUAUAUGAAGCAUAAUAAUCUUACUAUCGUGCAUGUCAUUGGAACGGAAUGAUACCUAUAAUGUCCAUAUCUGCUUAGUAGGUCAGGGUGUAACCCGGGUCAUGGACCCAGACUUUUGGGUCAAAUAUCCGGGUAUCCAGGUCCGUCCCCCAAGAAAAA